Molecule: messenger RNA, 1321 nt
Organism: Corticium candelabrum
Lineage: Eukaryota; Metazoa; Porifera; Homoscleromorpha; Homosclerophorida; Plakinidae
Product: ankyrin-1-like
Exons: 7
Coding region: 250-1146 (298 amino acids)
Molecular function (GO): PDZ domain binding; protein kinase regulator activity
Source: RefSeq, a predicted model, not a curated record
AACAAUCAACGUUUUGGUUUGUUCUUGCUGGUCAAGAGGCAGCAGUGUUGACUUGUGACUGGCUGAAGCAGCCAUUGCAUGCAGAGAUGAAUAAUCUUGUUGGUUUUUAUUUGAUUCAACUUGGACUGUUGGAGACUAUUUUUGCAGUAGUUAUUGUCUUAUGAGGUCGUCUUCAUUUUCUAUUUUCUUUUGUCUUGCAGCAUGUGUACAGUGUGAUGGAGGAAUAAUGAUAAUAAUACAUUCUUGUGUAUGCAGUGUGGAGAUACAGCUUUGAUUGUAUGUGCAAGGACUGGAUCAGAAGACAUCACUGAUCUACUACUGAAUGUCAAAGAUAUUAAUGUGAUGAAGGGAGAUUGUGACGGAUGGACAGCCAUCCAUUGGGCUGCAGAGUAUAAUCACGUGACCAUUGUAGAGAGACUUUUGUCUUGUUCUGUUCCUGUUGAUAUCAAUGAUAUGUUUGGUCAUACACCACUGUGGUGGGCUGCCUUUGAUGGUCAUGUGUGUUGUGUUGAUGUUCUCCUAAAACAUGGAGCGAGUCCCCAACAUGAGAGUGAGUUGGGACGAUCACCACUGGAGAUUGCCAAUGUAUGUGGUCACAGUGAUGUGGUUGAGAUGAUGGAAGAAGCCAUAAGAUUGAGAUCUCAUUCGUAUGUGAAGGGAGAUGUUGCUGUCAUGAAACAUCAAUAUGAAGAGACAAUUGCUGAACUGCAGAGUGAAGUGGAGAAGAAGACAGAAGAAUUAAGACAAUCAUCCCUGGUCCAUGAGAGUGAAGUAACGAGGUUAAGGAACGAAAUUCAACAGAAAGAGAAGGAAGCUGGUGAAGAUCAAGUCUGGUUGCUGUUGCAGCCGCCAGGAGAUGUGAUGGGUGCUGUUGUUGAUCUGGCCUGUGAUCAGUGGAGUGACGUUGGACUUGAGUUGGGAUACGAAAUGCCUCAACUCAAUUCAAUGACACCGUCAAUUCCUUUACCUUCAGGCAAACUGAAUGCAAUACUGAGAAGAAAGGCUCAUGCUGUCGGUACCAGCAAUGUUGUUGGUAUCAUCUUGUCUGCUUGCCAGCGUAUUCCCUUUCCAAUUUGUGCUACUACAAUAAGAGAUGAGGUAGUUAAACGUCAAGAGAGACUGAGAGCACAGAACGGUGGACAAUAGAAUAAUUGACUUUGUCACUUUGUUGUCUGCAUGGCUGAUCAUAUGGUUUAUUGUUGAUCAAGUGAUGUGUUACCUUUUGGUAGGAGGCACAUCUUUUCUGUUUGUAAUGCUACAUGCUUUCUUGCUGCUUUCAUAUGUUAAUGGCAUUAUUGCAAUAGAAUAGAUUAUGUUAAUA